Messenger RNA from Gekko japonicus, 376 nucleotides. Its product is annotated as nucleoporin NUP53-like. Bases 7 to 243 code for a protein of 78 amino acids. The record is from RefSeq and is a predicted model, not a curated record. The transcript is spliced from 2 exons. Gene Ontology annotation, cellular component: nuclear pore nuclear basket; nuclear membrane; nuclear pore central transport channel. Gene Ontology annotation, biological process: NLS-bearing protein import into nucleus; regulation of DNA-templated transcription; nuclear pore organization. Gene Ontology annotation, molecular function: single-stranded DNA binding; phospholipid binding; structural constituent of nuclear pore. NCBI's taxonomy places the organism in Eukaryota, Metazoa, Chordata, Lepidosauria, Squamata, Gekkonidae.
AGUGUGAUGGAAAAUAUAGACAGAAGUUAUGCGUCAUCCCCUUGUUCCUCCUUCACGCCACCAAUGAAAACGCUAGGUACCCCCGUGCAGCCUUCAAGUGCUCAAAGGAUUUCUACAAUGAGACCUCUUGCCACGGCCUAUAAAGCUUCAACUAGUGACUAUCAGGUGGUUUCUGACAGACAGACUCCUAGGAAAGAUGAAAGCAUCGUGUCCAAAGCUAUGGAGUACAUGUUUGGCUGGUAGUAAGAAACACUAGAGUCCACUUUGCUGGAGGAUGUAACAGGACUACUGGUUGGCUGUAUAACUGUUCAUGGCAGCAUUUCAGAUGUCCUGCCUUUGAAAAAGGAACUUGGCACACAUGUGUUUUGCACUUUAA